Messenger RNA from Bombina bombina (fire-bellied toad), 290 nucleotides. RefSeq names its product protein CutA homolog. Gene Ontology annotation, biological process: response to metal ion. NCBI's taxonomy places the organism in Eukaryota, Metazoa, Chordata, Amphibia, Anura, Bombinatoridae. The record is from RefSeq and is a predicted model, not a curated record. Gene Ontology annotation, molecular function: copper ion binding.
AUAUGAAUGGAAAGGGAAGAUUGAAGAAGACAAUGAGAUCUUACUGAUGAUAAAGACCAGAUCAUCCAAAGUCUCAGCCCUGGCAGAAUACAUAAGGUCUGUUCAUCCUUAUGAAGUUGCCGAAGUGAUCAGUGUUCCCAUAGAGCAAGGAAACCCUCCGUACUUAAAGUGGGUCGGGGAGAAUGUGCCAGAGUGAAACCCUCUAGUCUUUCCCUCUGCUAAUUGACAACACAGUUGAUUAUGUAACAAAACAAAAUCGUUUGUUUUUUUUCAAUAAAAACUUAAAAAUA